GAGUUAGCGAAGGAAUUAGGCGAGCUGGAUUUCAGCUCCGAUGAGGACGACAUGGUCACUACCAGAAUCGUUCGGCGCCGCGUGAUCAUUCAGGCCGACAGCGUGCCUGACAUGCCACCUGAAACAGUCACCGAAGAGCAAUACACAGAUGAACACGGCCACACAGUGGUAAAGAAGGUCACUAGAAAGAUCAUCCGGCGGUAUGUUUCUCCAGACGGCACGGAAAAAGAAGAAGUCCUCAUGCAAGGAGCACCACAACCACCUGUCACCGUCGAAGAAGGAGAUGGCUAUUCCAAAGUUGUAAAACGGGUUGUGUUGAAGAGCGACAGCGAACAGUCAGAGGUGACCCUGUCUGAACCUGCCGUUUUGCCUAGUGCCUCCGAAUUCCAGUCAGAACCCGUGGAAGGCCGGAAGGUCAGCAAAGUCAUCAAGACCACUGUAGUGCAGGGAGAGAGAAUGGAGAAACACCUGGGGGAUGCCAGCUUAGCUACUGGUCUGCCAUCUGCCAAAGAGGACUUUGAAAAGGCUUUGAGCUAUACAGGUAACCAUAUGAAAGUCCAACUCCCCGCCUUAGUAGAGAAAGAAAUCAUGAAAGAGGACGGCUCAGUUAUUAAAAGGACAACACUGAAUAAAGCCAGCACACAGAAGAGGACUGUGAUGAAGGACCGCUAUGGCAAACACGUUCACAUCGAAGAAGUGGAAGACACGCCAGAAGCACUCCCACACGAUGACCUCCACCAGGACCUCCAGCAGCUUCUCCGACACUUCUGCAGAGAGGACUGGAAGCAGGAGGCCAA
Messenger RNA from Apaloderma vittatum (bar-tailed trogon), 797 nucleotides. RefSeq lists its product as uncharacterized. The annotation marks the transcript as partial. The transcript has 6 exons. The record is from RefSeq and is a predicted model, not a curated record. NCBI's taxonomy places the organism in Eukaryota, Metazoa, Chordata, Aves, Trogoniformes, Trogonidae.